This is a messenger RNA of Protopolystoma xenopodis, 351 nucleotides long. Lineage: Eukaryota; Metazoa; Platyhelminthes; Monogenea; Polystomatidea; Polystomatidae. The record is from the annotation of a GenBank genome assembly.
GGUAUGUCGGGUAGUGCCCUGCCUUACCGUCGUUCUGUCCCAUCAUGGCAAAAAAUGACAGCUGAAGAUCUCAAAAAUCAAAUAUACAAGCUUGCACGCAAAGGACUAACACCUUCACAAAUCGGUGUUAUUCUUCGUGAUAGCCAUAGUAUACCACAGGUGCGUUGGGUAACUGGAAACAAGAUUCUUCGCAUUUUAAAGUCAAAGGGUCUCGCUCCUGUAAUCCCUGAUGACCUUUAUCAACUUGUCAAGAAAGCCGUCGCCAUGCGUAAGCACUUGGAACGCAACCGAAAGGACAAGGACAGCAAAUUUAGGCUAAUUCUUGUGGAAAGCCGCAUUCAUCGCCUUGCU